GCUCAGUAAAAGUCAGAGUGGUGAUGAGGAGGGACCCCUGAGCGACAAGUGCAGCCGCAAGACCCUCUUCUACCUGAUAGCGACGCUGAACGAGUCCUUCCGCCCGGACUACGACUUCAGCGCUGCCAAGAGCCACGAGUUCAGCCGGGAGCCAAGCCUCAACUGGGUGGUGAACGCUGUCAACUGCAGCCUCUUCUCUGCCGUUCGGGAAGAUUUCAACGCCCUGAAGCCACACCUGUGGGAUGCUGUGGAUGAGGAGAUCUGUCUUUCGGAGUGUGACAUCUACAGCUACAACCCCGACCUGGAUUCGGACCCCUUUGGAGAACCCGGUUCCCUCUGGACCGAAGCCCACUGGAGAGGGGAGCGGGCUCUCCCCCUGCGGACACAGCCUCGCGGAGCGGUGCCGCCUGGGCGCUUAGGUUGUGCUGCCCUUUUUUCCUCCAGUGGGUAUGCAUACACGCGCUCGGAAGCUGGCAAUGAGCUGGACAUGGAUCUUGGUGAAGAGGACGUGGAGGAGAGCAGGGAUGCAGGCGACACCGAGAGCGGCAGCACUCAGGGGGGCAGGC
Molecule: messenger RNA, 566 nt
Organism: Cariama cristata (Red-legged seriema)
Lineage: Eukaryota; Metazoa; Chordata; Aves; Cariamiformes; Cariamidae
Gene: MAF1
Product: MAF1 homolog (S. cerevisiae)
Exons: 5
Biological process (GO): negative regulation of transcription by RNA polymerase III
Cellular component (GO): nucleus
Molecular function (GO): RNA polymerase III core binding
Source: RefSeq, a predicted model, not a curated record